GGCCUUCUCCCUCUCCUCACCCUCACUAAUAUGGAAAACAACAUAGAAUAGAGGAAGAAAGAACAACCCUCUCUCUCUCUCUCUCUCUCUCUCUCUAGAUAUAUAUAUAUAUAUAUCACAUUCCUCCCCCUACUUUACAAUACACUACCACUUUUGAACCUAGCUUCUCUGUUUUUGUAAGAUUAUUUUGGUGGAAAAAAGGAUUAUCAAGAAGUGGUACAAUUUUUUUUUUUUUUUUUUGUUGAAGAGAGAGAAAGAUAGGGUUUUUGAUUGUCUGGUGAAAAAUGGGGAGAGGGAGGGUGCAGAUGAAGAGGAUAGAGAACAAGGUGAGCAGACAAGUGACGUUUUCGAAACGGAGGACUGGGCUCCUGAAGAAAGCCCACGAGAUUUCUGUGCUGUGCGAUGCCGAGGUUGCUCUGAUCGUCUUCUCCACUAAAGGAAAGCUCUUUCAGUACUCCACCCACUCCAGUAUGGAAAGCAUCUUGGAAAAAUAUGAGAGCUACUCCUGUGCAGAGAGACAACUUGUUGCAACUAAUUCUGCGGCUCAGAUAAACUGGACCCUGGAAUACCCCAAGCUCACAGCAAGGAUUGAAGUCCUACAAAGGAACAUAAGGCACUAUGUGGGUGAAGAUCUUGACCCAUUGAGCCUGAGAGAGCUUCAAAGUUUGGAGCAACAGAUUGACACUGCUCUCAAAAGAAUAAGAUCAAGGAAGAGCCAACUUAUGCAUGAAUCUAUAUCUGAGCUACAGAAAAAGCAAAAGUCAUUGCAAGAGCAAAACAACCUACUAGCAAAGAAGGUCAAGGAAAAUGAAAAGACACUAGGUGAGUGGGCACAAUGUAACCUACAACAGAACCAAGGUGGACAAAGUUCAUCCACCUUGGUCUUACCCCAGCUGCCUCGUCCUCCACCGUUCCAUUCUCUAACCAUUGGUGGACCUUUCCAAGCAAGAGGAGCCGACAACGGCAGUGCUCAACCUCAUCCCCCUGCCAACACCAUGAUGCCGCCAUGGAUGCUCCGCCAUGUGAAUCAAUAAAAGGAGGGAGGAGACCCCAAUUUUCCAGCCGGUGAAGGACAAUAAGUGAAUAUAUGAAUCACUGCAAUAUUGAUGCUGCCCAUAUGUACAUCCGUUGUAGUAUCCUUUAUCUAUCUGACUGUAUCGAUACCUGGAAAUAUUUUCCAUUCGAUUUCUGCUGGCAGAAGGUGUACACAAAGCAGAGCGUGGCAGUAUUGUGUAUGCACGCAGACUUGAAACGAAUCUAGUCAUAUAUUUCAGGCGAAAAAGAGAACUAGAUGCCAACAAUUUUACCGAAUAAAGUACAACAUGCUCGCGUAUGGGCCCAAAACACUGCAACUGUAAGCGGGGGACUAUUUCACUGCGAGUGUGUUUUAUUUCUUUGGUAAAAUUGUUGGUGCCUCUAGUAAAUUUUUAUUA
Molecule: messenger RNA, 1433 nt
Organism: Rhododendron vialii
Lineage: Eukaryota; Viridiplantae; Streptophyta; Magnoliopsida; Ericales; Ericaceae
Product: agamous-like MADS-box protein FUL-L
Exons: 8
Coding region: 285-1034 (249 amino acids)
Biological process (GO): positive regulation of transcription by RNA polymerase II
Cellular component (GO): nucleus
Molecular function (GO): DNA-binding transcription factor activity, RNA polymerase II-specific; protein dimerization activity; RNA polymerase II cis-regulatory region sequence-specific DNA binding
Source: RefSeq, a predicted model, not a curated record